This is a messenger RNA of Knipowitschia caucasica, 1674 nucleotides long. NCBI's taxonomy places the organism in Eukaryota, Metazoa, Chordata, Actinopteri, Gobiiformes, Gobiidae. The record is from the annotation of a GenBank genome assembly.
AUGCGGCUCUUCUUGCUUUUGGUUGUUGUGACUGCCGUCCAAUCAGGCCCCGAAACAAAGAAAGGACGUGGCUUCUGUCAAUCGGAGGAGCUGAUUGAGAUCCACAGGCCCUGCACCUCCUGCGCCGUUCACUCUGCCUCCCUCCUCACCUCCUGUGGUCCUCCUCUCUCCUGUGGUCCUCCUCUCUUCUGUGGCCCUCCUCUCCUCUGGUUCUCCUCUCCUCCUUUGGUCCUCCUCUCUCAUGUGGUCCUCCUCUCUCCUGUGGUCCUCCUCUCUCCUGUGGUCCUCCUCUCUCAUGUGGUCCUCCUCUCUCAUGUGGUCCUCCUCUCUCCUGUGGUCCUCCUCUCUUCUGUGGCCCUCCUCUCCUCUGGUCCCCCUCUAUCCCGUGGUCCUCCUUCCCCUUUGGUUCUCCUCUCCUCCUUUGGUCCUCCUCUCUCAUGUGGUCCUCCUCUCUCCUAUAUUUCUCUGGGCGGUACGGUGGCUGAGUGGAUAGCACUCAUGCCUCCUCCUCUGCUCCUCCUCCUCUCUUCCUCUGGUCCUCCUCUCCUCUGGUCCUCCUCUCUCCUCCUCUGGUCCUCAUCUCCUCCUCUGGUCUUCCUCUCUCCUCCUCUGGUCCUCCUCUCUCCUCCUCUGGUCCUCAUCUCCUCCUCUGGUCCUCAUCUCCUCCUCUGCUCCUCCUCCACUCCUCCUCUGGUCCUCCUCUCUCCUCUGGUCCUCCUCUCCUCUGGUCCUCUCUCCUCCUCUGGGCCUCCUCCUCCUCUGGUCCUCCUCUCCUCUGGUCCUCCUCUCUCCUCCUCUGGUCCUCCUCUCUCCUCCUCUGGUUCUCAUCUCCUCCUCUGGUCCUCCUCUGGUCCUCCUCUCUCCUCUGGUCCUCCUCUCUCCUCCUCUGGUCCUCCUCUCUCCUCCUCUGGUUCUCAUCUCCUCCUCUGGUUCUCAUCUCCUCCUCUGGUUCUCAUCUCCUCCUCUGGUCCUCCUCUCUCCUCCUCUGGUCCUCCUCUCUCCUCCUCUGGUCCUCCUCUCUCCUCCUCUGGUCCUCCUCUCUCCUCCUCUGGUCCUCCUCUCUCCUCCUCUGGUCCUCCUCUCUCCUCCUCUGGUCCUCCUCUCUCCUCCUCUGGUCCUCCUCUCUCCUCCUCUGGUCCUCCUCUCUCCUCCUCUGGUCCUCCUCUCUCCUCUGGUGUGUGCAGGUACUAUGUGUCCAUUGGGGGCCGUGAGCUGGAGCUUUCUGGCUGCAGUACAAUCUGUGGGCGCCGCAACUUCAGGUCCAAGUGCUGUCCUCAGUUCUGGGGCCCUCUCUGUCUCGCUUGUCCAAGUUGGUCUGGAAAAACAUGUAACUACAGAGGCUCAUGUUCUGAUGGAGAGACUGGAAAUGGGACGUGCAUCUGUGACGAUAAAUUCUCUGGUUUCGCUUGUAAUGAGUGCAAAAACCCAAACGCAUACGGAGUGAACUGUGACAAAGAAUGUGACUGUAACCGUGGCGUCUGUAACAAGGGCCCAGAGGGAGAUGGACAGUGCUUCUGCCAGCCUCCGUUCACGGGCAAACGCUGCGACCAACUGAGCUCGGGUUGCCGCUCCUGCCCCCCGUACUCCUUCUGCAGAGGGGAUGGAGACGCAGCUGUGUGUGACUGUCUGCCCGGACACAGAAAAACCUCUCAGGGAAAAUGUGCAAGUGAGUAA